AUGGUCUCCAAAUCUGGCACCACACUUCACACUCUGCCAUGUGAGGUUCUUCUUUUGAUUGCACAUUUCUUGCCCCUGGACAGUCUGUUCGCUGCAAGCAGAGCGUCUUCCCGGCUAUAUUCCACGCUGAAUCCUUUGGUCUACCGCUCACUGACCAUCCGCGCAACGGACGAGUGGGCGCUCAAUGUGCUUGAUGUCGACUCCUUCUUUCUCCAUCACGAGGAAUCACGAGCCAGAAGCCUGUUGCAGCAUACCAAGCAUCUACAUAUCCAGGCGCCAAUUCACCACGCUCGCUUCAACCGAUGCGCAUACUACAGCAUCUUUCGCAUGGCCGGAAUGUCAGAGCACUCGCCCGUCAAUGACGCUUCCCAUGAAACAACCAUACACCAACGUUUCUUGAGCGACAUUGACCAACAAAUCUUACGAGUAUUUGCGUGCUUAAAGCCGAACAGCCUGCACACGUUCCAGUGGCGACUGGGGAUUUGCAUCCCAAUGGGCAUUUUAGGACAAGGAGGUUAUUUGAGUCAACACCAAACAAGCCUCCAACAUCUCGUCCUUAUCACCGAUGGCACUUGCCCUCGGGCCCAAUAUCCUCUCGAAGGACUGUCUAGCUUUCCAUGCCUAAGAAGCUUAGAGUGGGAGGGACUGCAGCAUCCCGCCGAAGCAAUGUCGCUGCGGGAAUGCAUUGAUCGGAAUCGAACGCAUCUCGCCAAUCUCACAGUCGGUUUUAUCUCAUCCGCUUCCGCUCAAUCGCUGUGCUGGGAGGUCUUUGCGGACCCCUGGCACGAGCCCGUGGGUCAUGCAGAGGACAGUCGAGAGACUCCGAUCAAUUCAUCCCUCGUAUCACUAUCACUGUCCCGUAUCACGCUUCCAUCCGAGCUCUCUCGCGGUUAUAUCUCCACCUUUACUUCUCUGAAAUCUUUGUCGCUAUUCAAUUGUCCGAACCAGCUUCGCCUUUUGCGUUCGCUAUCGAGAGCAUCCAGAACCAUGCAUCUGGAGAGUUUCCAGGCAUGCUUCGACUUCCUGUUACAUAGUUCGGAUGAAGGUUGCGCUGGUGUAGUUGCUGAUUUCCUUGGCUCUUUUCGUGGACUACGGGACCUGUGCUUACGUUUAUCGAAUUUCCCAUUAAACGAGACGCUCGUCAAGGAGGGUAUUCAAUCGCAUCAUUCCACUCUAAGAUCCCUUGUGUACCAUGAGCGACAGCUGAUUCCGCUCGAUGACCAUGAUGGGCUGUUCGAAGAUGAACGGGAUGUGAGUCCUGUUUGGAUUGCAGAUUUGUCUUCUGUGGUUGACCUGAGACAAAUAACUGCAUUGGCGCUAUCGAUGAAUCCAGCGGCAGCGCAACGACACCUGGAGCCGUCACGUGAGCAUUCCACGCUGGAGCUUUUACACCUGCGUUUCAGCGGACCCGACUACAUGCACCGUUACCUCACGCGAGAGAUUGAUUCUCUUUUGCGUAAAUCACGACAGCCAUAUCCUCUCCGUGACGUCACAGCCGACCCGUUUCUUCCUCUGUAUGUGGAGAAUUAUGAGACAGAGCAUAGUCAUUGCGAUCUAGCGGCGGCCCAAUACGGCCCGAGAGCAGAUGCUACGCUGUCUACAUCAUAUACAGAGGCAGACGAAUUUUUGUCAUUCGCUAAAUGGGCUUUCAGCCCAGACGGGCUACCAUCUUUACAAGUGCUGGGGUUUGGGGACUUCUCUCAUGAGGACCGGUAUCGGUCACAGCGCUUUUUAGUGCGCCGGCUGGGGUCGUCAAAUAUUCCCCGCCCUACUCCCGAAAUUCUGCCCUUCUACCCAAUAGAGUUAUCCGACCCUCACAUUUGGGAUGGUGUCUCGGUGGAUGGUGCUCGUUUCCUCGGCGCGUGUCCAGGGGGCGGUAUAAUGGAAUCGCCGUACGAAUUUUGA
Messenger RNA from Penicillium oxalicum, 1905 nucleotides. RefSeq names its product F-box protein. Bases 1 to 1905 code for a protein of 634 amino acids. Gene Ontology annotation, molecular function: protein binding. The record is from RefSeq and is a predicted model, not a curated record. The transcript has 4 exons. Lineage: Eukaryota; Fungi; Ascomycota; Eurotiomycetes; Eurotiales; Aspergillaceae.